Messenger RNA from Rubroshorea leprosula, 3054 nucleotides. NCBI's taxonomy places the organism in Eukaryota, Viridiplantae, Streptophyta, Magnoliopsida, Malvales, Dipterocarpaceae. The record is from the annotation of a GenBank genome assembly.
AAACAAUAGAAUCGGCCGGAGGCAUCUGUUCAGAAUGCCAAAACCCUAACAAUGGUGAUGCCACCACCGGCAGAAGCAGAGCUGCUGCAAACCCUAACGAAAAUCUUAACUUCUUCCGAUGCACCCAUUGAUUCCAUUUCCCCUUACAUCUCACGCUUAUCCCCUUCCCUGAUCAAGUCCCUCAUCUCCUCCCCAUCCCUUUCCCGCCGCCCCUACACCCUCCUUUCCCUACACAAGCUCUCCCUCUCCCUCUUCCCCUCCCUUUCCUCAUGCUCCUCACUCCUCCUCUCCCUCCUCCCUCCCCUUGUCCACCACAAGAAGCUCUCCGCUGCCAAAUCUCUCAUCAUCUCUUUUAUCUCCUCCGAUGUCCAGAAUAAAUUCUUACCUUCUCUCCUCCAUUUUCCCAAGCCUUCCAAACCCAUCCUCGAAAUCUCCCUCGCCGCCUACCUCCACUGCAAGAAGCCGCACUUCGCAUUGCAGAUUUUCAAUAAAAUGAAGAGACUCAAUAAGCCACCGAAUGUUAUCACCUGCAACUCACUUAUCAACGCCCUCGUUAAGUUCCCUUCCUCUCACUCCAUCCGUGAAGGUAAGGAGGUGUUUGAUCAUGCAGUUAAGCUCGGGGUUGUACCCAAUACGAAUACUUUUAAUAUCUUGAUUCAUGGGUGUUGCUUAGAGGGAAAUUUUCAGGAGGCUAUAGGGAGUAUCAGGAAAAUGAAGGAGUUUGGAUGUAGUCCUGAUAAUGUGACUUAUAAUACAAUUCUUGAUGCCUUGUGCAAGAAGGGUAGAUUGAAUGAGGCAAGGGAUCUGUUGAAGGAUAUGAAGGAGAGUGGAUUGCUUCCUAAUAGAAAUACCUAUAAUAUUCUUGUAGCAGGGUAUUGUAAGAUGGGGUGGGUAAAGGAUGCUGUGAAAGUGAUGGAAUUGAUGACACGGAAUAAGGUGUCGCCAGAUGUUUGGACUUAUAAUAUGGUGAUGAAUGCAUUAUGCAAUGAGGGAAAUAUUGAUGAGGCGUUUGGGUUGAAGAAUGAUAUGGAGAAUUUGCAGCUGUCCCCAGAUGUUGUUAGUUAUAAUACAUUGAUUAAUGGGUACUUUGAGUGCGGGAGUAGUGAGGAGGCUUUUAAGUUAAUCAAGGAAAUGGGCAAGAAAGGAUUGGAGGUGAAUGCAGUUACUAAUAACAUAGUUGUUAAGUGGUAUUGCAAACAAGGGAAGAUGGAUGAGGCUGGUAAAAGGAUCCAGUUGAUGGAGCAGAGUGGAUUUUCUCCAGAUAAAGUCACUUACAAUACUUUGAUUCAUGGGUAUUGUAAGGCAGGGAAGCUAGCUGAAGCUUUCAGGAUGAUGGAUGAGAUGGGUAGGAAAGGUUUGAAGAUGGAUACUAUUACUCUUAAUACUUACCUCCACACUCUUUGCAGUGAGAGGAAGCUUGAGGAGGCGUAUGAUAUGCUCUUCAAUGCCUGCAAGAGAGGUUAUUUGCUUGAUGAGGUGAGUUAUGGCACUUUGAUUAUGGGAUAUUUCAAGAAUGAAAAGCCAGACAAAGCUUUGAAUCUAUGGAGUGAGAUGACAAAGAAACAGAUCAUUCCUAGUAUCAGUACCUAUAAUACUCUAAUUAGUGGGCUUUGCCACUUGGGAAAAACUGAGCUAGCUAUAGACAAGUUGAAUGAGCUUCUUGAGAGUGGCCUGAUCCCUGAUGAAACUACGUACAAUACAAUUAUUCAUGGGUACUGCAAGGAGGGGGACGUUGAGAAAGCAUUUCAGUUUCAUAACAAAAUGGUUGAAAACUCAUUUAAGCCAGAUGUGGUUACACGCAACAUUCUUCUUCACGGGCUUUGUGCAGAGGGUAAGCUGGAAAAGGCCCUCAAACUCUUUGAGACUUGGACUUCAAAAGGGAAAGCCAUUGAUGUAGUGACUUACAACACAAUGAUAUCAAGCUUAUGCAAGGAAAAGAGAUUUCAGGAAGCAUUUGAUCUGCUCUCAGAAAUUGAAGAAAAGAAUUUAGUGCCUGAUCGCUAUUCGUAUAAUUCCAUUCUCAGUGCACUUAUGUAUGCUGGAAAAGUAAGUGAAGCAGAAGAGUUCAUUUCAAAAUUAGUUGAAACUAGAAAGUUAGAGCAUCACUCCCUCCAGUUGGAGGAGAAAGAUGUGGAGUCUAGUAAGACUGACAAGGAAUGUGAUCAAUAUUCCGUUGCUUACUCAGAACAGAUCAAUGAGCUAUGCAGUCAGGGAAGAUACAAAGAUGCAAUGCAAAUUUUUCAAGAAUCAACUCAGAAGGGUGUUAAUUUAAAUAAAUCCACUUACAUUACUCUAAUGGAUGGACUCAUGAAGAGGCGGAAAAGCACAUCAAAAAGGCCAAAGUAGUUAAUCUUUGAUGUACCAUUCUCAUAUGGCAAACACAGCUAGCAAGACCUCCAUUAUUUGACAUAAAUUCAGCAUACCUGUUUCUUAGGACUCAGAUGCAAGAAGAAGCCAGUUAUGCAACUAACUGGUGGUUGACUUGAGCAGCUAAAUUGAAAUCAUCAAAAGUGGGCAUUGAGGUUUUCACGCCAGCACCUACUUGAUUAACAAUAUACCCUAAUUGUAUCCUAGGCCAGUUGUGCAAUUGGAGCACAAAAAGGUAUAUAUAAAAUCUCCACUCCAAAGAUUUUUAGUAUAUUUUAGCCAAAAAGAGACGAGAGUCAAGAUGAUGAGUACUUUCAUGGCGAGGCAAGAGGGACGAUAACCUUGGUAUGGGGAUCAGAAUCAUCAGGUCUAUCAGGAAGUGCCCUGUUCGGCAUUGACAAUAAAUGUGCAGUCCAUUACAAUUUUGAUGGUUCUACAACGUCAAAGAAAUGUGAAUAUAAGAACUUCACGUUCACGGCAUUGAGAUUUUUAUUUUUGUAAUGUAGAUAUUGAUUUUUGUAAGCUAAUUUAUUUUCUCGAUUUUGAGAUAUUGCAGCCAUAAAGUAUAGACAAUAGUGGCUGAUUUCUUCAUUUUCUUUUGCUCCUAAAUUGUAAUACAAAUGAAAAUGCCUUCUUCUGCCCUCUACAACUCUUCAAUGAAGUAAUAAAUAAAUAGAUAUUAUUUGA